Scatophagus argus is the source of this 3166-nucleotide messenger RNA. RefSeq lists its product as uncharacterized. The record is from RefSeq and is a predicted model, not a curated record. The coding region runs from base 179 to 2587 and encodes 802 amino acids. Gene Ontology annotation, molecular function: protein binding. The transcript has 5 exons. NCBI's taxonomy places the organism in Eukaryota, Metazoa, Chordata, Actinopteri, Scatophagidae. Gene Ontology annotation, biological process: protein homooligomerization.
UACUGCAGCCUUUUUGACAGGGAGCGCGCUUCCCAAUUUACCCUCCCGCUGCGCUCGCUCCCUGUACCUUAAAAAAGCGCGUGCACGGCUGAAGGUCACUUAAACACAAAAGGCUUUCAGCGCUGCGGUCCAAUAUAGCGCAUGCGCUCUGCCGGAGGACUGCUUCACAGACCGCAAUAUGGCGAGAAUGCCUGCCAGCGGAGACACGGAGCAAGAGCAGAUGAGUUGCCCCGAGAGGAGCAGGGAUGAUGAUAACGAAGAGGAAGAUGACAUCCAGGAGGUCCAGAUCACCGGGGAGGAGGAGGAUGAGGAGUCCGAUAGAGAUGAUGUGGAGCUGGAGUGGGAGUCGGGCAGUACACUGCUGGACUCCAGCGGUUCCGCCGCAGAGACACAAGCGGUCGUUAUGCGGAGUAUGGACCGAGAAGAGGAGGAGGGAGAGGUGGAUCCCUUCAGCGGCAACAUCACCGCUGGAUUUGAGUCUCACCUGGAAGGAGACCUUCAGCGGUCAGAACGGAACAGGCUGAGCGAGAACACCCGCCUGGCCACCCGGUAUGCGGUGAGGAUCUUCAGGGAGUACCUCAGUGAGAAAGCCCAAAGUCCAGACUUUGAAACUCUGGACAAGGAGGCGCUCUGCGCUGUGCUGCGCUCCUUUUACGCGGAGGCGCGCUCCAAAAGUGGACAGCUGUACAGCAAGUCGUCCCUCAUCAGCAUCCGGAGCUCACUGAACCGGUACCUUAACGAGCCGCCCUACUGCCGGACCUUAGACCUCACUAAGGACCCAGAGCUGCGCAGCGCCAACUUGACCCUGGCCGCGGUCAUACGGAGGCUGGAGGAGCAAGGGGCCGGUCCAGUGGUGCAGAAACAAGCCAUCACUCGUUCGGACCUUCGGAAACUGUACGAGUCCUCUGUGUUCAACACCGACACGCCGUUCGGGCUGCUUAACAAAGUCUGGUUCGAGACUUGUAUGUAUUUCUGCACCAGGGGUCGGGAGAACCAGAGGGAGCUGGAGGAAGACUCGUUCGGUCUGGCGGUUGAUGAGGACGGGAGAAAGUUUGUCUAUUUUAAAGCUCUCGGACCGUACCACAAGUCUCGCUCCGCCGCCUGGACCAAGAAACGUCCGGACGCAGACGAGGACACCUUGCCGCGGAUGUACGAGACGGGCACUGAGCAAUGUCCGUACGCCAGUUUUGUCCGGUACGUGUCUAAACGGAACCCCCUCUGCAGGGCGUUCUUCCAGCGGCCCCGGGACCACUGCUGCGCUAACGACGUGACGUGGUACGAGAACAAAGCCAUCGGUAAGAACCUGUUGGGCACGAGGAUGCAGAUGUUGUCGCGCGCCGCCAAGCUCUCCAAGACCUACACCAACCACUGCAUCGGUGCCGUCUCCAUAGCAACGCUCAACAGCAUCGUGGGCGCCGCGGGCUCCAGGCAGACCACGACGCUUUACGUUGCCUCGGAAACGGUCAACGGUCACACGCAGUCCCACCUCCAGCUCGUGAUACCGUACCUCCGACGGGUAACCGAGGCUGCGGAUCUGAAGCCGCAGCGGACAACAACAGCAACGACAUCAUUAACAAUAAACACAUUAGCAACAACAACAGCGAGCAGAGCCGCCGCUGAUGAGGACUCGGGGGCUCCUUAUGCCAAGAAGCUGUGCGUGCGCCCCGGGACACGCGCGGAGUCGCCCAUGGAGCGGAACAAGAGCGAACCGGUGCCUACGAGAGCUGAGGAGUCCCGUAUUCACAUACAACAGGCCAUCCACUCUCCGCUCGCUGCGCCCACACAGGACAGCCAUGGCAGCAGCAGCAGCAGCAGCAGCAGCAUGUCGGGUCAGCGGCUCGUCUCCGUGUCUCCUCUGAGCACCACUGGCAUCCCCACACCAGCCAAGCUCACCAAAACCAACGCACCUGUCCACAUUGAUGUAGGAGGACACAUGUACACCAGCAGCCUGGGCACCCUCACCAAGUACCCCGAGUCGAGGAUCAGUCGUCUGUUUGAUGGAACGGAGCCCAUCGUGUUGGACAGCCUAAAGCAGCACUACUUCAUCGAUCGAGACGGCCCCAUGUUCCGCUACAUACUUAACUUCCUCCGGACCUCGAAACUCCUCAUCCCUGAUGACUUCAAAGAAUACUCUCUGCUGUAUGAAGAGGCCAGUUUCUUCCAGCUGGCUCCUCUGCAGGCCGAGCUGGAGCGCUGGAGAACUGAACAGGAAUGUAAGGGUGUGUGUCUGGAGUGCGAGUGUGUCGUGAUUCAUGUGGCUCCGGAGCUCGGCGAGAGGAUCGGCGUGAGCGCCCGCCGGGCUGUGAUCGAGGAAGUUUUUCCAGAGGUCAGAGAUGUCAUGUCCAAUUCUGUAAACACCAGCUGGAACCAGAACUCGCACGUCAUUCACUUCCCGCUCAACGGAUACUGCCAUCUCAGCUCCGUCCAGGUGUUGGAGCGGUUACAGCAGAGAGGGUUCUGGAUCACGGGUUCAUGCGGUGGCGGAGUGGACUCGUCCCAGUUUAGUGAAUACAUUCUACGGAGGGAAAGCGGAGGCAGCCGGAGACUGCCCAACCUCAUCCAGAUCAAACGGGAACUCGUGGACUAAACUCAGAGGAAAUCACUGAAUUCUCCCCUUUUGCACACAUACCAGCAACUGUUCUGUGCAAGUACUUGGCCAGUUGGGGGCGCCCUGGUAGCUCACUGGGUAGAGUGCAUGGCAUGUGUUAACACUGAGUCCUUACUGCUGGGAUCAUCUUCAGCCUGGGCCCGUCACUAUAUGUCACCCGCUCUCUCUGUACCCCGCCUCUCUUCAACCGUCGCUGCUACGCUACAGAAAGCGCAUACGCCAAAAAAGGGGACCAGCUUCACAGCACCACGAAAGACGUCAGCAAACUGACCGCACAUGGACACACACACAGACACAGAAACUCUGCUACAUACUGUAGGUGACUGAUAGAAGGAAAUUAAUGUAUUUUUCAUACUUUAUCCAUUGGUACAGGGAUUGGCAGGGGAUUAUGGGAAAUAUGAUCCUGAUUCUGAGAUACACUGGCAGUAGCAUUGCUAUUUAUAUUAAAUGUUGUGAUACAGUAUAUUUCUUGAAAAUUCAAUUGAGAAACCAUCAGCCGAUAACCUAACCAGAUCCUGUCUGUUUUUGGCCAAUCCAUUAAAUUAAAUACCUAACGAA